AAUCUCAGCUGCCAACAAAAGUACAAAACUAGCACACACCAAACACCCUAGUACCCUACCAUCACCAUCUUCAAACACACACACACCCCACAGUCCUCCAUCUUUCACCAUGUCUUCCAACACUUUCUCUCACUCCCUCUUCUCCCAAAUCACUUCACCAAUCUCCAACCAUCGCCCCAAACCCACAUCUCUCUGCUCAUUCAACCCAUACCCACUUCGACCCAUCUCCAGAUCCCCUGUUUUAUCAACCCAAUCGAAGACCAGUUUCAUCACCAACUGCUCUUCACCUGCAAGUGAUAACAGCUCAAAAGAUGAAACCCCAAUUGAACUCCGGUUUCCUGCUUUUCCAACUGUGAUUGAUAUUAAUCAGAUUCGUGAGAUUUUGCCACACAGGUUUCCGUUUUUGUUGGUGGAUAGGGUGAUUGAGUAUAAUCCAGGAGUUUCAGCAGUUGCAAUCAAGAAUGUGACUAUUAAUGAUAAUUUUUUUCCUGGUCAUUUUCCUGAGAGACCAAUAAUGCCUGGUGUGCUCAUGGUUGAGGCAAUGGCACAAGUUGGUGGUCUGGUAAUGCUGCAGCCGGAAGUGGGUGGGUCACGUGACAAUUUCUUCUUCGCCGGAAUUGACAAGGUGAGGUUUAGAAAGCCGGUGAUCGCCGGAGACACUUUGGUGAUGAGAAUGACAUUAAUUAAACUUCAAAAACGCUUCGGAAUUGCAAAAAUGGAGGGAAAAGCGUAUGUUGGAGGUGAGGUUGUGUGUGAAGGUGAAUUCUUGAUGGCUAUGGGUAAUAGUGAGUGAUAUUGCGGCCAGCAUUCAUUGUUCACUAGCUUAAAUCUUGCAUCUUUUUCUGGUUUCUUUGCUUUUAUGAGUUUUAGAUUAAUUGUAUCCUCCAAACAGGACCAUUUUGACUUCCUUUUGAUGAGAUUGUUUCUUUUUGUGUGUUGGUUUUCA
Molecule: messenger RNA, 946 nt
Organism: Helianthus annuus (common sunflower)
Lineage: Eukaryota; Viridiplantae; Streptophyta; Magnoliopsida; Asterales; Asteraceae
Product: 3-hydroxyacyl-[acyl-carrier-protein] dehydratase FabZ
Exons: 4
Coding region: 110-793 (227 amino acids)
Biological process (GO): fatty acid biosynthetic process
Molecular function (GO): hydro-lyase activity
Source: RefSeq, a predicted model, not a curated record